UUCGAUUUUUUGGUAACCAUGGCGUUGCCCCGUUGUUAUCGCUAAGGUUAGCGAAAGAUUUUUGUCCAAACAUCUCAGCGGUGACCGAUGUGCAGCACGUUUGAAAACCAGUCAAAUCAAAGCGAGGAUGAGCUGGCCAAUAAAUUGGACCAGAAGGAGUGUGAACUCUUGUGGCCAAAUUUUGUGUCGCGAGUUUCCAGUCCUACAGUCAACAGCGUUCAACUUCAUUGGUCUUUGUUUGAAAAUGCCUCGGUCUACAGUAUAGAUAAGUUUCAUAUACGACUUGGCUGGUUACAGUUGGCUUGGACUGCCAGCUCUCCCAUAACUGUUACAAAUUUGGAAGAAAACUUCGGAUACCGACUACGUGUAAAGGCGCUGGAAGUCUCUAAGGAUGGACGUCGUUAUGUGCCUUUGGCUAUCUCUCCUGAAAUAAUCGCCUGCACGGCGGCCGCACUCCCAUCAACCCACUGCCUAAGCCGAGCCAUAAGAAAGGGGCAGCAAUUCCUGGUCAAAAGAAUGCUGCGGCGACGCCCGAGCCUGAUGGAAUAUCCGGCUGCCAACGGAUUCCUGCCACUUGCCAAUGCCAUUAUUCAGGGCGAGAUGUGCAUCAUUGACCUGCUGCUCUCGGCCGGUUGCAGCGUCCACAUCGGAAAUCCGGCCAGCGGCCGCACUCCUCUGCACCUGGCCUUCUACUACGGCCACCAGCCAUCCGCUCGCAUUCUGCUGAACAAGAAGGCCCGCCUGGAGGCAACGGACAGCAACGGCAUGACUCCCGCCCACUGCGCCGUGGAUGCAGAUCAGCUGGAAAUGGUCAAGUUCGGUCUCGAAGCGGGAGCGAAUGCAGAGGCCAGAGACCUCUGCGGCUGGACCCUUCUUAUGCGCGCAGUGGUUAUGAACGCUGGCAUGGAGCUCAUCAAAGUCCUUGUUACGCACGGCGCAGACUUGGAGGCUGUGGAUGGUGUUGGCAAAACUUGCACCGACUUGGCGAAACUUUAUCACAGACAGGAUGCAAAGGAUUACUUUGACAAGGUGCAAAAGUUUAGGCUGGGGAAAUCAGUCGCGACCUCAGACGCAGGGACAAAGGCCCAAAUGCAAUAACAAGGCACACCGAAGAAGUUUCAGGAGGCGUGCUCUGGCACGGUUCAGGAUUAAGUAUAAGUUAAAACCUUUUAAUUCAGCUUUCCAAUAACGACAUUCAUCUCAAGGUUUAUGGAGCAAAUCGUUUAAAACAACCCCACAGUUAUCUUCGGUGUAUUCAAAUGAUUACAAAUUCAACGAAAGGUAAUAAAUGACUUAGGCCGUUAUAGAUAGUUAAAUUGGUACGAAAGG
Messenger RNA from Drosophila erecta, 1329 nucleotides. It is a transcript of the gene flip, whose product is annotated as tankyrase. Gene Ontology annotation, molecular function: protein binding. The transcript has 4 exons. Bases 88 to 1098 code for a protein of 336 amino acids. The record is from RefSeq and is a predicted model, not a curated record. Lineage: Eukaryota; Metazoa; Arthropoda; Insecta; Diptera; Drosophilidae.